Molecule: messenger RNA, 1247 nt
Organism: Triticum dicoccoides
Lineage: Eukaryota; Viridiplantae; Streptophyta; Magnoliopsida; Poales; Poaceae
Product: Haloacid dehalogenase-like hydrolase (HAD) superfamily protein
Exons: 8
Coding region: 3-905 (300 amino acids)
Source: RefSeq, a predicted model, not a curated record
AAAUGGCAUCCACUACUCACCUAGUCACCUGCGUUGUGCGUGUGCAGCUGGUGCUCUGUCUUCCACUCUUCCGUUCAUCGUCUAGGUACAUGUGCAUGCCAUUGCCAGGCGCUGUCCAACCUGUCAAGAUGGAAUCCUACGCCAACGGAGCCAAAUUUGAUUGCUUGCUGUUUGACAUGGAUGACACCCUCUACCCACUGAGCUUAGGAAUCAACUUAGCCUGCCGCAACAACAUCCAAGACUACAUGCUGAACAAGCUUCAGAUCGAGGAGAGCCUGGUCCCCAAGAUGUGCCUGGAUCUGUACAAAGAAUAUGGAACUACGAUGGCCGGUCUGAAGCUUAUGGGUUACGAAUUCGACUACGACGAAUUCCACGCCAGCGUGCACGGUAAAUUGCCAUACGAGAAGCUGAAGCCGGACCCUGUCCUGAGGAACCUGCUGCUUUCGAUGCCACAGAGGAAAAUCAUAUUCACCAAUUCUGACGAGGCCCACGCGGCGACCGUCCUGGAGAAGAUGGGGCUGGAGGGAUGCUUCGAGGGGAUCAUAUGCUUCGAGACCCUGAACCCCAAGAAUCCAGGUGACACAGACGCUAGCUCUGGCAAGAGGGUCCUCUGCAAGCCGUCCCUGGAGUCCAUGGAAGCCGUGGUGGAGAUCGCCAAGCUCGACCCCAAGAAGACAGUGUUCUUCGACGACAGCCCGCGCAACAUCGCCUCAGGGAAAGCGGCAGGCUUCCAUACCGUCAUCGUAGGGAGCUCGGCGCUCGUGCCCGGGGCGGACGUGGCGCUAGAGAGCAUCCACAACAUCAGGGAGGCGCUGCCGGAGCUCUGGGAGGCGGGCGGCGACCACGUCGAGGCCGCCGUCGACAUCCGGUCCGCCGCCGUCGCCGAGACCACGGUGCUCGCGUGAGCCGCCGGCGCUGCCUGCCAGAUGAUUAAUAUGCUUCGUCCGCCUUGACUAUAUUAACAGAAAAAAGGCGAAGGCGAACGACUGAAUCCAGGAAAAACCCGUAUAUGCUAUGGUUUACUCGACCAUGAUCCAUGGUGAUCAGUGAUCACUGAUGAAUGCGUAGGUAUUGAAUGUACAGGUGUACUACUUGUGUACUCAUGUGAUCGAAACACCGUAACAAUAAGCACCGUAAAUCCGUAAAGAUUCGCUCAUUCAGAUGGAGGCAAUGGAAAAAUUGCAAAUGCCAUGUGAUAUUUUAUCAUUCUUAUGAAAAAGAUUCAGAUCUACUAUUAUAUAAGUUCA